AAACUUUGUUUUCUGUUUAGAUUCGAGCACAGUUCCGUGAAAAAACCACAAAACGGAUACAAUGACUAUUCUGGCGAAAUUGAGGGGCGAACCCAAGGACCAGGAGAAGGUGCCACUGCCGAUGAACCUCAACGAUGAGGCUCUGAUGCAUCAUGGCUCGCUAAUCGCACCCAAAGGUGCCUACAAUGACUCCGAGGCCGAUGCCGAGUCGAUGGUCUUCAAUCGGCCGCAACACCAUUGCGUCAAGUCGUUCUUGCUCUUCCUAAUCGCUAUGGUGGUCAUGAUGAUGGGAGUGCUGGGCGGCUGGACCCUUUACAGGCUGUACGCCCCCCCGCACGCCAACAUGCGCUACCACGCACUUUGCGAGAUUCCAUAUCCUGAGGACUCGAUCGAGAUGCCACGCUUCUAUCCACGCAGCGACGAUGGGUUCGCCCAGAUCAACUGGCGGGCUCUGUUGCCGCAGUUUAGCGGCGCCAGCUCCGUCGACGGCACUGGCCUGGAGCGGCGAUUCGGUGGCGAUGAGGAUAACUUCUUCCGUGAGGAGAUCGAGCUGGACAGCAGCGAUGAGGAGGGAUACGCGAAGAUCGAUGUGCCGGACUUUAAGGACGGACGCCGCGGACGAUUCAUGCACGACUUCAAGGAGAACCAGUCGGCCAUCAUUGACACCACCACCAACCGGUGUUUCAUCAUGCCCCUCGACCGGGAGACCACCCUUCCACCCACCAGCUUCGUCGACCUGAUGAAGAAGAUGGGCACCGGAUACUACAACAUUGACACGGAGCGAGUGCGCCGUAACAUGCGCGUGAUCACGCCCCGCAUCACCGAUCUCUCGCUCAUCUCGGAGCGCAUUGCCAACGAGUGCUACGACAUGAAGGUCUACAUGAUGGAGAAGUUUAUCUCAGGCGUGUCCAAGCGGUCGGCCGAUCCUCUUCCGGAUGCCGGAAAAUAUGCCGAAUUCAUGGGCAAGGGCGUCAUCGAGUACGAUCUGUCCAACAUAGCCGAGGUGGAGGCCUACGAGGCGAGCGAGGCUGCACAGCAAGUGGCCUGAGGAGGAGGUGCUGGGGAGAGCAGCGAACCUUUUAAGCUACACUACAUAUAAAAUAACACAAACCUAAAAAAAUUAUUAAUUAGAAUUGAUUUAUAUAUAACGAAGAUCGAUCUGUUUGUAGUCGCCAGUUUGAGGUAAAUGCUUAUUAAAUCAGGUUACAACACGGACAGACAGGGCCUGCGGCCACAGACAACCGAACAGAACCGAAUCGAACCGAACCGAAAAGAA
Messenger RNA from Drosophila persimilis, 1276 nucleotides. Its product is annotated as integral membrane protein 2B. The transcript is spliced from 3 exons. Lineage: Eukaryota; Metazoa; Arthropoda; Insecta; Diptera; Drosophilidae. Gene Ontology annotation, cellular component: Golgi apparatus; plasma membrane; extracellular exosome. The record is from RefSeq and is a predicted model, not a curated record. The coding region runs from base 62 to 1048 and encodes 328 amino acids. Gene Ontology annotation, molecular function: amyloid-beta binding. Gene Ontology annotation, biological process: negative regulation of amyloid precursor protein biosynthetic process.